Musca vetustissima is the source of this 864-nucleotide messenger RNA. RefSeq lists its product as uncharacterized. Lineage: Eukaryota; Metazoa; Arthropoda; Insecta; Diptera; Muscidae. The transcript has 2 exons. Bases 1 to 864 code for a protein of 287 amino acids. The record is from RefSeq and is a predicted model, not a curated record.
AUGGCCGACAUUUGGAUUCCAUCUUCCGCCCAUCAACCUUUGCCUGAAUUUACCGUUAUAGGUGGCCAUGACUCUGACCACUCUACAAUAUAUGUGGGUCGUGCCGAACACAAUGGUGAGAUGUUGGCGGCCAAAGUUAUACCCAGCAAAGGAUGUGCCUAUGUGGCGUGGGGUGGCAAGGAACAUGCCAAGCACAACUAUGAGCUUCUCAGAGGUCCCGGCUAUAGUUGGGUACAAUGUGAAUAUGGUCAAGUACCAGCCAAUGCCGUGGUGACCGGCCAUAGCGAUGACGGUGAACCGUUGUAUAUCGGCCGUGGUCCACACUGCGGCAGUUUGAGUAUCGGUAAAGUUCAUUCGUCACAUGGCUGUCUCUAUAUACCCUAUGGCGGUCAAGAAAUAAGUUUGGAUCAUUAUGAAAUUUUGGUACGUGACCCCAGAGAUAUAUGGGUGCCAUCGGGAUUACACUCAACACCAGCAAAUGCUGUAGUGGCUGGUCGUGACACUGAUGGCAGUGUUAUUUAUGUAGCUCGUGCCCUAAGCAAUGGUGUCAUGGUACCGGCUAAAUUUAUACCAGGUCGUUGUGAGGCCUAUGUCGCCAGCGAUGGUAAUGAGGUUCGCACGCCCACAGUAGAAGUACUAGUGGGUAUUAAUUAUGCUUGGGUUCCAGUUUGCAAUGGUAAUAUACCUCCGAAUGCCGUGUACUGUGGCCACACGUCCACCAACGAACCAAAUUAUAUUGGUCGAGCUCAUUAUAAUGGUAGCAUAACACCAGGUCUAGUAUUACCGGAUAAUGAUAGUGUUUUAAUAACCUAUGGUGGACAAGAAGCUUGUAUUGGGCCUUAUGAAAUUUUGACUAGAUUUUAG